This is a messenger RNA of Spodoptera exigua (beet armyworm), 456 nucleotides long. The record is from the annotation of a GenBank genome assembly. Lineage: Eukaryota; Metazoa; Arthropoda; Insecta; Lepidoptera; Noctuidae.
AUGAAAAUAUUGUUUUUGAUAGCUAUUGUCAUCAGCGUUUCACAUGGUCAUAGAACAAGAAAGGAGGAUAAACUGUUGUUAAGUCCUGUUGAAUUGAUUGAUCUGGUUAGGGAAGAACAACAUAAAAAUAAAGCUGUGCAAGUGAAACAAACCUCAACGACUGUCGGGCAUUCCCCGAAACUUAAUAAACAAAUGUUGGAGAUUGACGAUUCGGAUUAUGACCCAGUUUCGUGCGAAGAUGAUAAAACAAUGAAGAAACGGAAAAUUUGGAGUCGAUGGAGUAAAUGGGGAGACUGUUCAGUGACGUGCGGCGCUGGCACUAUCACGCGGUACCGGCUGUGUGUAGCGGGCCGAUGCGCGCCCGGCGAGCGCGAGGAGCAGCGCAGGCCCUGUGCACGCGCCCCGUGUCAUGCCACUCUCUACAAUGUGACAGACGACCUGGCUGAGGUCGAAUAA